Molecule: messenger RNA, 2905 nt
Organism: Acanthopagrus latus (yellowfin seabream)
Lineage: Eukaryota; Metazoa; Chordata; Actinopteri; Spariformes; Sparidae
Gene: pim1
Product: Pim-1 proto-oncogene, serine/threonine kinase
Exons: 6
Coding region: 357-1352 (331 amino acids)
Biological process (GO): protein autophosphorylation; negative regulation of apoptotic process
Cellular component (GO): cytoplasm
Molecular function (GO): ATP binding; protein serine/threonine kinase activity
Source: RefSeq, a predicted model, not a curated record
GCUCGUUGUUUCCAAGAGCCGGUGUCUAACGGAGACAUUGGUCGUUUGAACGUCUUAUCUGUGUAUACCGUCUAUUUUACGCAGCUGUUUACAAAACAUUGCUGGAACCGCGCGGCGUAUACAUUCGUACACCGGGACGAAGUUUCGGGCUUUACUUUUCUGGAUCACAAGCGGGUUUUUCUUCUGUUCGGAUGAGAGGACCCCGACCGCAUUUGUGUCGCUGCAACGUGGACUUACAGCUCUAAGGGGAGCCGGGAGAGUCUCACUAUCGGAAUAAAAUAACUGUUUUCAACCAAAACAGAACAAAACACGAAGAGCACACACGUCGUCGACCUGUGGUGGAUACCCUAAAAGGAAUGCUGCUGUCCAAGCUCAAUUCUCUGGCCCACAUUUCCACCGACAUGCCGGCGAAAAUCCAGCUCCAAGUUCAUCAAGUGAAGGAGAAGGAGCCCUUCGAGAAGCUGUAUCAGGUCGGCGCCGUGCUGGGAAGCGGCGGGUUCGGCACUGUCUACUCCGGUACGAGGGUAGCCGACGGAGCUCCGGUUGCUGUCAAACAUGUGGCCAAGGACAGAAUCUCCGAGUGGGGAGAGCUGCCUAAUGGCUCCCGGGUCCCGAUGGAGAUCGUGUUGUUGAAGAAGGUCGGGACGGGCUUCCGCGGCGUUAUCAAAAUGCUGGACUGGUUCGAGCGGCCGGACAGCUUCAUCAUCGUGAUGGAGAGACCCGAGAACGUGAAGGACCUGUUUGACUUCAUCACGGAGAAAGGUGCCUUACCGGAGGAGCUGGCGCGGAGCUUUUUCCGCCAGGUGCUGGAGGCCGUGCGGCACUGCCACAACUGCGGGGUGGUGCACCGGGACAUCAAGGACGAGAACAUCCUCAUCGACCUCCGCACCGGAGAGAUGAAGCUCAUCGACUUCGGAUCCGGAGCCUUACUGAAAGACACCAUUUACACAGACUUUGAUGGCACAAGAGUGUACAGCCCGCCAGAGUGGAUCAAAUAUCAUCGCUAUCACGGUCGCUCUGCCACAGUUUGGUCCCUGGGUGUCCUGCUGUAUGACAUGGUGUGUGGUGACAUCCCAUUCGAACAUGAUGAGGAGAUCACGAGAGGGCAGGUCCUCUUCCGGAGGAGAGUUUCCACAGAAUGCCAACAGCUGAUCAAGUGGUGUCUUUCCCUGCGGCCAGCUGACCGCCCAUCCUUCGAGGACAUUAUCAACCACUCAUGGAUGCAGAGCACGUCCUCCUCUGUAGUCCCAGCCACAGUGCAGACGGAGAAGACGACCACAGAGAUCAGGCUGCACAGCAUCGGCCAUGAGCCCACAGCCUUCAUCCCCACCCCUGUGGCUGCGGCUCGGUGAUGGAGGUUCACUCUGGUCUGAACCAGACCCUACAGUCACAAGAGACUAUUACAAAUAGACUUACGUAACAGGCUUGAAGCAGGGAGGAGGAUGGAGUGGGCCCUGCACCAAGGUGUAAAGGACUACACACAGAGGAGGUCGAUGUCAUAAAAAAAAACAUCUCAUGGCUUCAACCCGACAGGCCACACCCUCUCCACCCUCAUCACACCAAAUACUUGAUUCUCCCAGCCGCCGACAUUGUCGAUGUCAGAUCAUCAUCCUCGCUGGACUGUGAUCUAAGGCAAUGAGUGUUAAUCAGCGUGUGGGGGGGUGCUCUGUGUGCACAGACACCUGCGUUGAGCGAAUACAGAACGUGCUCUCACUGUUCUGCUGCAUGGCCAGCGGACAGUCUGAGUUAUGUUACCUCUCGCUACACUGUACUCUACUCUCCCUCCAUUCUGUUUGAGUCGGUAGAGUAGAUACAUUGGCGGACAGUGAGGUGAUUUUCAAAAAGUGCCUUCUGUGAGAUUGUUGGGGGACCUGAAAAUACUUGAAUUUGUGAAAGCGAAAAGGCGCUAGAUCUCAACUGCCUUUCUGCUCCUUACUCUGUACAAGGCUUUAUAUUGUUUAUCGCUGUUUUAUUUUCCUCUCAUGGGCCUAGAUCAGUAAAGCCCAUGCCAUUUACAACCACUACUAUCACUACUACUACUACUCCAAUGUCAUUAGCAACCAGACAACCUCAUAGCUCCGGCAGCAACCUGUGCAAACAAAUCAUAAAGACAGCAACACUGGACUUACCUCGCUCUCUUUACUACAGCAUCCACCUCUACUCUACAACCUCCGCUUCCUCCUCUUCUCAUGUUGUACUGUAAACAAACAAAAGGCUUAGGCGACCGCUCUUUCACACCCACCUGAAUGCACACCACAAUGCAAACCAUACCGAAAUACAACAUCCUCUGCUCUUUUUUUUUUUUUUUUUUAUGUUUAAACAGUGCCUCACACAGGUCUUAAAAUUGGGUGGAGACAAGAAUUGUAAAUAAUAUUUAUUAUUGCUGUGGCUUCUUUCUCACACUAAGUGAGUGCAGAAUUUAUUUAUUUAUUUAUGAGAGAAUUUUGGCUGUAUGUAUUUCAUUCCACAGUCACCGAAGGGCCCACAGAUUAUUUAAAAGACAAACAAAGACGAGAUGAUUUUUUCUUUUCUUACCAUAUUUAUGGCUUGAAAUUUUAAGAAAGAGCAGAUGUGUGUGUAUGUUUGUGUAUGUAAUGUAAAUAAUGUUGUAAAUAGACCCGAAAGCACUUCCAUCUUAAUGUAUGUAAACAUUGAACGUCUACUGAUGGUAACUGGUUUUGUUACACUGUCGUCUGCUGUGGGAACAAGUGAAUUCUGAAUGUUGGAUGUUUGUGUGUGUGAAUGUAUUUGUGUGUGUGUGUGUGAGAGAGAGAGAAUGAGAAACUCUUGUGGUUUCAUGAUUGCAGCUUGGAUUGUUGUUUUUCUCAUCCAUUCAAAUUAGAAUUGUAAAUUAUGUUAGAAACUAUUUUUUAUACAAUUUCAAUAAAUAUUUUUUUAACUAUGA